CAUCCGCCGAAAGCUAAUUUAAUUUACCACGAUCAGUAGCUAAGAGAAAAUAAAAUGAGUCCUCAUACAAAACUAAUCUUAUUGACACUCUUCUGUACAUUCCUGCAUAUAUCACUUGGAGAAAAUAAAUGUGAGGAGUGCAUGACGGAUAAUGAGGCGUAUUGCGUGGAUAAAACAUCUUAUUACUUGUGUAUGAAUGGCAAGCCAUUGAAGUCAACAUUGACCAACUGCCCAGAAGAUCAUGUUUGUACAAAUUCCGAUAAAAUUUGUGAACCAGAAUCUGUUGCAAAUAAACCAAUUUGCGAUUCAUCCUGUAAUAAGUGCCCAACAGAUGGCAAAUACACUUGUGUAAGUAAAACACAAUUCGGCCGUUGUAUCGAUAAUGAGGUUGUCAUAGUAAGUUCCUGUGAAAGUGGUUCAAUUUGUAACAUCGACAUGUUAGUAAAAGCUGGACAAAUAUGUGCACCAACAUGUGUUGUUGACUUUUUUGGACUUUCUGCUACCUGCAGCAACGAUAAACCGAUUGCCACAACAGUUGCUCCACCUACAACAUCCAACGUAUCUAAUCUAAAACAGAAAUGUAAAGAUAACGAACAAAAUAAGAAGAUUUAUUACGUAAUCAAUGACACUGAAUGUAAAACUUAUAUCUAUUGCGAAAAAGUUGACGAUGAUGUAGAGGCACUUCUUAUGAAAUGUUCAAAUGGUUUUUACGAUGUUAAUCUUAAUAAGUGUGUCAAACAACAGCCGGAAGGAUGUGGUGCUAAUACGAGUUCACCAGGCGAGUGAACUACUAUAUAAACCUUAUAUUGUACAACAAAUGAUCCCCUUUUAAAAACGGGGAUUUAUUUCCUUUAAAUAAACUGGAUUCUAUUAAAUUGCAAUAAAA
This is a messenger RNA of Calliphora vicina (urban bluebottle blowfly), 886 nucleotides long. RefSeq lists its product as uncharacterized. Bases 55 to 786 code for a protein of 243 amino acids. The record is from RefSeq and is a predicted model, not a curated record. NCBI's taxonomy places the organism in Eukaryota, Metazoa, Arthropoda, Insecta, Diptera, Calliphoridae. The transcript has 4 exons.